AUGGUAGCCAGACAGCAGGUAUUGCAGCUUUACAAGCAGAUAAUCAAGAACGCCAACCAGUUCAGUAACUACAACUUCCGGGAGUACUUCCUGAGGAAGGCCAGGACAGAGUUCAAGGCGAACAAGGCUCUGACGGACGCAGCUAAGAUAGAGUCCCUAUUCCAAGGCGCGCAGCGCGACCUCGGCGUGUUGAAGAGACAGUCCAUUAUAUCACAGAUGUACACCUUUGACAAGCUGGUGGUGGAGCCAGUGGAGCCAGUGGAGCCAGUGGAGCCAGUGGAGCCAGUGGAGCCCGUGGAGCCAAAGCAGUAA
This is a messenger RNA of Nakaseomyces glabratus, 312 nucleotides long. It is a transcript of the gene ISD11, whose product is annotated as Isd11p. Gene Ontology annotation, biological process: iron-sulfur cluster assembly. Lineage: Eukaryota; Fungi; Ascomycota; Saccharomycetes; Saccharomycetales; Saccharomycetaceae. Gene Ontology annotation, cellular component: L-cysteine desulfurase complex; mitochondrion. The record is from RefSeq and is a predicted model, not a curated record.